CCCGACGAUUAGCACAGGGUCGCCAACGAUUGUUUAAGUAUGGUUCACCAUCCACAACGUCAUCGCAACCGCUUGAAUUAAAUGAGAAAAUCUAUCGAUCUGCAAAAAAUCUAAAAUCUACAAGAAACACGCAAACUGAUGAUGAGAAAGAUGGGAUUGGUGAAAUAAUGCCAGCAGUUGGUGGAGGAUGGGUGGAACAAUCGAAUGAAACAGUGAUAUCAGCGGAAAAUGGAUCAAAGAUAAGUAUGACAACGUCGAUACCAUUGUCAGCACAGGAAAGCAUAUCACGGCCUGCCGUAUCAUGCUAUCAACAACCGCAAACAAAUUUUGAUGAAGACGAAGAAUUGAUGUUUAAGAAUUUCCCUUGGUUAAAGGUGGUAAUUAAAAUGGCAAAUUCAUUUCAUUUAUCAUGUAAUCAUGAACGUUUCUGUCAUCCAUGGUGCUUUGAAAGAGUCUAUCGACAAUGUUACCGCUUAACAGAAGCACUUCGAAAAGUAUAUGGUGAAGAUUUACCGCUUCUCGGAUAUCUCGAUAAGCGUAAAGCGAUGACAGAUGCAUGGAUCAAUCGUCAUGAAAAUGUGAAAAAAGUGUGGGACAUUUAUUGUUGGCGUUCGUUGGGAACACAGCGGCCUUCCGGAUUAUUCAGAGUUCGUCGAGAAAAUGCUGCUGUUCGGCAAGGUGCAAUGCGUGAUAAGCCACCAAUGGCACUGCGAAGUUUGCUUAUUGAACAGCUUACCGAAAUGGAGGAAAAUAGAGAAGGACGAAUGGGAAAGAAUAAUUUUCAAGAAUCGGAUAAUCUGAAUGAAGCAAGCCAGGCGAAAGGACAUCCACCGCCUUCUCCAAUGCUGUCCUAUAUUGCCACCCAGAUGUUAUGCAUAAUUCAUUCGCCUUUUUCAACUCUUCUUAAGAGCUGUCUUGUAUUACGCAAUGAACAUUAUCGAGAAAUAAUGGAUAUUUGCUGGCAUUUACUCAUACAUCGUGACAAACAUAUUGUCACUUCAGCUGCAUGUCUUUUCAUUGUAUCAUCGGUACGAAGUCCAGAGGGAACUGUCAAUGUGAUAAGGAAUAGUUUGCUAAAUGACGAUCCAAGCAUACGUACGGAAGGAUUACGACGUUUCCAUGCUUUGUGGCGGAAUCGUUUUCAUGUUUGGUUGAAAAUGGAAGAUGGAGCACAACUUGUCUUUAAAGUUCCACCACCAGGCAUUGACUUCACAUUACCCUCUCCUUCUGUUGGCCAAAGCCAUGUAUCGAUCGUCGAUCCACCGUGGAUGCCUCAUGUAAAGACCAAAGUUGAGGAGCUAUGCCUGAAAGAAGAAGAACAAGCAACGAGUCAAACAAUAAUGACGAUGACACGGACACGUCGAAAACAGAAGCAAGAAAUGGUACGUCGUGCGGUACAUGAAGCAAAUGAGCGAGAAAGUUCUUUACGUCAGAAAUUUUCAUUUCGUGCCACAGCUAUUGUGCAACAAGCAGCUUACGAGCCAGCUUUGUUCCAUCAUCAAACACAACAAACUUUGGCUGAUAAUACUGGCGAAGAAUGUGAUGUUCAUCCAAGCUCUACUCGACAACAAAUGCCAGUUGCACAACCACUUUUUCCGUCAUCGCUACUUUCAGUAGUACCAACGAUCAUCGAAAUGCUCGAUGAUGUACAAUUGGACAGUUCUGGAAAAUCUGGUGAUAUUUCAAACAGUGCAAACAUUACUUUUCAGGAACAUUUAAUAUUGCUUUUACGAAAACUGAUAUUACGUUUUCAACCUUUGCCAUGUCAAACUGCUUAUACAUUAAUGAAUUAUUUUUUUGGUUUUGUAAUGCAUUAUGUACGAAGUCCGUGUGAUGGAAGUGAUCAAGCAAUCGCAAUGGCUUUAAGUAUAAUAUGGCUUAUUGUUCCAGAUGUGCAUGGAUUAUAUUUUAAAGAUCUGAAGCAAACAUUAAAGAAGGAACAAUGUGAUCAGGCGCUAAUGAUAACGGCAAAUGUUCCAUCAGCAAAGAAAAUUAUUAUUCAUGGACCUGAUAGCAGUUCUGGUGGAAUUCCAUCACAAUUUCCGAUCCAUGAAGAUACGCAAUUUCGGCAAUUACUUAAGGAUAGCCUCGAAUUCUUUAAUAUCCCUGAAAGCGAUAAUCAAUAUUAUUUUCUUGUUGAUACUAAAACAAAUAUAGUUCAUAAUCCUUCGUCCUACGUUAGGGAUUUUUAUUUUUUUCAUCGUUCGCUCUAUCCGCAGUUGACAUUGGUUAAGUUGAAUCCUGACGAAGUGCAUCUUCGGAUGCGCCAAAUAGCGUUUACGCAUAAACUUCUAGAAAUGGGAAAAAUAUUGCUAACAUAUAAUGCUCUUUCUCAUAGCCCUGAAAAUGUGAUACCACAACGAAUAUUUUUCCUACAUGAUGAAUUUACACAUUUACCAUCGUUUCCACGGAAAAGUUUGGAAACAUGUUUUGGCAUGUACAAUGGCCCAUUAGGUCGUGAAUUGUAUUCCAUUGAUAGUACACAUAAAUUUGUGUGGACUUUGUUAAUGUCCGAUAUGUUCGCAAAGAUGGAAAAUGCCUUCAUGUUCGGUGAUUUACAUCUGUUUAUCAAUGUUAUCAAUGGUGUGACCUUAUUACAUUGUGAAAAUGUAACAAUUUUGCGCCGGUGUAUGGCCACAUACCUAUCCAUGGCUAUACAUUUCAGUACUCUCUUCACUAAUCAGGGAUUUUUCCUCAUAAUGCCAACAAUAUUACGUUGUUACAGUCAAAGGCAAACUAAUCCAUUACUUUGUCGUACGAUUGAAUAUGUUUGCAAACAAUUUUACAUCCUUCAUCGAAAGCCUUUCUUAUUGCAAAUGGCUGGUGCAGUGGCAAAUAUUCUCGAUACUACUGAUAACAAUUUUGAAGUGAAUCCGAUGAAGGUGAAGGCGAAAUAUUGGUUUAAUUUGUUGCAUAGCAUGGAAAAUAUGAGUGAGAUGGAAGAUCCAAUUGAUAUAUUAGGUUUAGUCAAUGAGACAAAACCAUUAAAAGCGUUAGAUCUAUGUUACCGUGACGAUCCCAAUACAUUUAGCUUAUUAACAGAUGCGUUGGCAAGCGCCGUAACGGUAUGCGCUUUUGCGCCUGAAUCACGACGUUGUUACCAGAUGUUGUUAGUGAUGCAAGCAACGAUACCGUAUUUUUUGGAACAGAUAGAACAGGAUACAGUGAAACAGGGCAACAGCAUGGUGGCUGUAAAACAUGAAAUAUCUAUCUAUACAACACUUUGCGUAGAAAUAAAAGCAUUAGUGAAUUGCUGUGAUAUUCUUGCUAGAGGACCGACGCGAACGUUCGAUAUUGUCAAUAGUGUCAGUGAUCGAGGGAAGUCAUUAAUUGCAGAUUCGCCUCAAUUCUUUGAUCCACCAACUUUGAUGGAAGAUGAAACGAAAAUGCAUUACUCAACUGUGAAGGAAAAGAAAAAUGUUGUUGGCCCGGAUGCCAUGGAUAAUUCUGAGGGACAACGUGAAAUAUUUCGCCGUCCACGUGAUGCUCUUCUCGUGCUAGCUGCUACGUUUAUCGAGAAAGCAAAAUCACGACUGAAGGAACUUACCAAAUUGGCAUCGAAUAUCGAACAUAUCAAAAUUCCGGAAUUAUUCGAUUAUAAAUGCUAUGUGAAAUUGAAUGAAAUUGCUCUUGCAUUAUUGAAAAUUGCACCAUACGACCUUAACACAAUAGCAUGUCUUGGAUUGCAGAAAUAUUUCGAUGUCAUUCUGCUAAUAACUGAUUGGUCGGUGGAGAGCAAUCGACCGACGUUAAAUUUUGUUUUGCGACGUUUGGAUAAGACAAUUCAAAAGAUUGGCAAGAAAAUCGUUUUUCGACGUCGAACGAAUUGGACUGCAUUGACAAAUUGGCUUAAUGGUUUACAUCAAACGCUUGUUGCCCAUCCUUAUAUUGCUCAUUCACAUCCCUUAAAGUCGACAACAUUGAUGUGUUUACGAAUAAUGAUCGGUGAUCCGUUAAAUGAUGAUCUUUUUACUCAGUCCAAUACUGCUUUUUCUACCGUAUUACAUGGUACUUCUCCACCACAGUCAUUCUGUAAUGCAGUCCUUAAACUUGCUUCUUUCAUGAUGCAAGCACUUGGUCAGGCAGCAUUUUCAUUGGAAUAUUUAUGCAGUAACGAAGGAAUUGGACCUACAGCUGAACGUUUGGAGGUUGUACUGUGUCAUAUCUUAAUACCAUUAUUUCUUCGGGCUGCAACUGUCAAGAAUGAUAAACCGCAGUUUCAAACGAAAGAUUUGAUAUUUUGCUUGAAUUUGAUGCAAAAUGCUAUUAAUCCUCCAUUAGCACGGCAAAGUGUUGCACCGUUAAUGAGUUCAAAUUUAGCGUCUACUUUAAUGCGAGGAUCCAAUGCUCAUGAUGUUUCCGGACGUCAGGGUUCCGUAUCCGUAACAGAACGUGGCCAUUCUGCAACCGUAACAACGCACCGUAUCAUUCGUGAAACAGUUUGCCAAGCUAUAUUUCUGGCUCUCAAAGUGAUGAUAGUAGCAUUCGAGAAGCAGAUGACAAUAUUAUGGCCACGGGUAUUUAAAGUCAUCCGUGAUUUGGUUGGCAAAAAGAUUGGUGGCACCGCAUUGUAUUCAUUUAUUGAUUUUAUAGUCGAUAUCAACUUGCCGAUAUCAUUGAUCAUUUUGCCAUUCCUUCAAAGCAAAGCAGCACAGAAAGUUUCAACUGAACAAGAAGCAGCAUGGCAAGCAGAAUUCAAGGAACGCCUGCAACAGUUAGGUGGUGCAUCCGGGAAUAAAAUUCGUGGAUAUGGAUCCUUGUUGGCGGAACUGUCACAAGAAUUACAGAUGAUGAAGGAAGACUUUUCGAUAAGAACUUUUGAAAUUGCUCGAUCUCAUACACCAACAAUCACAGAACUUCAUAGUGAUUCGGGUAGUUCACAAAGUACCGUCGGACUUCGUCAUUCAAAUACACGAUUGAGUGCUAAUGAAGCACGACGCUUGUCAACUACAACAAUCACAAAAUUAAAUCGAAUAACUUCUUCAGUACAUCGUAAAGAACCAGUACCUGAAAGGAUUAUCGUUGAAGGUACAGAGGAUGACAGUUUACAUAUGAUGUCUUCAUCUACUACUGCGACAAAAAGUUAUUCUAUUGGUUCUGAAAAACGUACAGUUGUUGAAUUGCAUGAUUUGCCGCUGUUUUCAAAAUAUCGCAAAUCGCCAAAUGUUGAGAAAAGGCAAUCAAAAUUGGAAACUCUCCCACUGAAUUUGGAGGAAUCAUUUAUUGCGACUUCAGAAUCAGAAAAACCGAAAGUCGUGUCGUUUACAACUCCAGUCGGACAUCGACGUGAUUCGAAUGGUGAUGAAAAUUUUGUAGAUCGCAUCACGGCACGACAUCAUUAUGUAUAA
This is a messenger RNA of Acanthocheilonema viteae, 5348 nucleotides long. The record is from the annotation of a GenBank genome assembly. NCBI's taxonomy places the organism in Eukaryota, Metazoa, Nematoda, Chromadorea, Rhabditida, Onchocercidae.